Molecule: messenger RNA, 2535 nt
Organism: Podospora bellae-mahoneyi
Lineage: Eukaryota; Fungi; Ascomycota; Sordariomycetes; Sordariales; Podosporaceae
Exons: 3
Coding region: 866-2035 (389 amino acids)
Molecular function (GO): protein binding
Source: RefSeq, a predicted model, not a curated record
GGAGGAUGACGGUAGUUGAGGCAGAGGCCAUGCUUUGGAAUUUUGGUUGUUGAGAGGUAUGUGAUCACUCAGUGGUGAGGUGGGUAGUAGUGAGCGUGAGUGCUGGAAGUUAUCAGCUUUCGAUGGCAUUCUCCAAAAGCUGACGUCGUCUGGAUUUUAUCGGUGGCAUUGUCACAAAGACAUCCUGUUGUUUGGGUCACCUUUGCGGUUGUUGAAGAUGACGGAAUUCGCAAGGCCUUCCUUCUCAUUGAGCUGAGAAGAGGCUAGCUACGGUGCACUGAUAAUGCCCGGUGGUGGAAACGGCUGGCUCCCUCUGCACACUACUUCCUUCCGCCCCUUCUCUGGGAUUUUUAUAUAUGUAUGUAUGGUGGUGAUGAUCUCGGCCGUCGUCACAGUCGUCAGCAACAAAAAUCAAGACGUUGUUUGGUCGAAGUCAAGGUUGCGAUUUGCCCCGCCCCCCUCCCCCUCCAUUAGACGCCCUGCGCAAGCGCAAGCUAGAUAGAGCGAGCGGUCGCAUCUGCCCCGCUGCGCAUCUCCCACUCAGCAUUCUCACUCAGCUCAGCUUGCUUGCUUGGUUCCUUUUCCCUCCUCCAAAAUCCGUUCGACCACUUGCACCCUUGAUUGUCAGGCAACACAGACCUCGAGGGUUGAUUUCCUCACGAGUUUUGGCUUUUUACUUUCUCACACCCACACCCUUCCCUGCGAAAUCUUGCUCUCAACGACCGAGCACCUAAGCUUCCACCCUCAACCAACCCCUCCAUUAUUUGCGCGCGAUUGACGAGGCAAACGCCGAAGCACAACACCAGAACCCAAUUCUCGUAGCUCCAGCAGAUCGAAGAGUUUCUUUCUCGCGCCCCUUCCAGACAUGGCAGGCCCCGGAUCACCCGGCAGCGACGGGCCAACCUAUGCGCCGCCUCCUCUCCCCUCGGGCUGGAUUGCCCAGUGGGAUGCUGCCAGCAAGAAGUACUACUAUGUGCAGCUCUCGACUGGAGUCUCGCAAUGGGAUCUCCCGACCGAGCCCGUUCCCUUUGGCAACACUCCCGCUGCCCGCUCCGAUCACCCCUACGGCGUACCUCACCCUAGCGCCGAAAUCGUGACGCACCCCGACGGCUCCCAGACAGCUAGAUACCCCGACGGACGUCUCGAGCCGGUGAACCCGAGAGAGGAUGGCACACGAGGUGUCGGCGGUGGAGGACAGAGUGACAGGGGCCUUGGUUCUUUCCUCUUGAACACGAUCAGCGGCGGAAAGCAGGGCGGUGGCAGCAGUGGAGGAGGUGGGCUUGCUGGUGCUGUUCUCAGCGGACUGGCGGGUGGCAGCUCCGGAGGCGGCGGCGGCAGCGGCGGGCUCGGUGGCAAGGUCGCGUCCCAGCUCGUGUCUGGCAUAUUCUCCUCUGGAAGCAAGCCUUCGUCUUCGCCCUCGAACAACUUCAGCGGUCAGUCGUCGUCCGGACACGGUGCUGGAGGUCUUGGAGGGGUGAUCGGAGGUGUUGCUGGUCUCUUUGGCAACAAGCAGAGCUCGGGCAACAACUUUGGAUACUCCAACUCGGGUGCUACGACCUACAGCGGUUCGGCCCCUCCCACAUCAUACCAACCUCCCUCGCAGCCGGGAUCCUCGACCUCGGUCCACGGCGGUGGCUCAUCUUCAUCCUACCAGUCAAGCUCACAAACACACCAUCAAGGCUCAAGUCAGUCUUACGGGCAGUCUAGCCAGUCCCACACCGCACCAUACGGACAGCAGUCUUCUGGCGGCGGCUACCAGUCCUCUUCUUAUGGCGCCGGACCCGGCCAUGGUCAAGCGCACAGUCAAAGCUACGGCGGCCAACACUCUUACGGUUCGCCCAGCGGCCAGCCCAGCUAUGCACCCCCACCAAGUCAGCCAUCCUACGGCCAGCCACACUAUGGAGCGGGGGCUGCAAGCUCAUAUGGUCAGCCACCGUAUGGCGCACCACCACCACAGGGAGGAGGUUACGGCCAGCAGCCACCGUAUGGAGGACACCAGUAUUCUCAGGGUGGUGGCUAUCCUGGACAGUAUUAGGGCGGAGAUGUGUGUCGAAACGCAGAGUCGUGCUGGUAAGCCGUGAUAAGAAUCUUUUUUUUUUUUCCUUGGUGAACUCAGGGGCUGACACGGUAGAAGGGGCGGCCCUUUGGUAACUGGAAAAGGAGACGAAGAGUGAUGAGGAUUCUAAUGAGGAGGUGGGAAAAGCAAGAAACCGAGACUAUUUACAUGACUCUUUGCUUUUGUUUAUAUCAAAGAACUCUUAGAUUUUUGAAUGUUAUCAUAGCGUAAUGCUUUGCCUUUUGUUUCGUUUGCCCAUUUCUUUUCCAUGUCGGUGUGGUUGGCUUUGGUUGUAUGAUCGGUUUUGUAGAUGAUUGAUUUGGGGUAUAAAUAUUUUGGCAAAGUGGUUUGGGAGGUAUGUGGGGUAUUUGUGUAUGGCUUUCUGAUGGUAGAGGAUAGGUACUUCAGUCGAGUUGACGUGUCUAUGUUGAGUGAGUCCGUCAAGACCGGAUACGAAGUUCGAAGAUGUAUGAUGACGA